Messenger RNA from Ceratina calcarata, 1103 nucleotides. Its product is annotated as BLOC-1-related complex subunit 8 homolog. The coding region runs from base 420 to 932 and encodes 170 amino acids. The record is from RefSeq and is a predicted model, not a curated record. The transcript is spliced from 2 exons. Lineage: Eukaryota; Metazoa; Arthropoda; Insecta; Hymenoptera; Apidae. Gene Ontology annotation, cellular component: BORC complex.
ACAAUUCUUUUCUCCACUAGCAGUGCUGGAGGACAACAUUUAAAGAGAAGUGCCAACGGAACAUGCUUCCAUGCCACGUUUCGUCAAAGGAAAGCUGAAUCGUGCUGGCAAUUAACUUCCGGUAACAAAUGUUCGGUAAAAUGGCGGUGAAAACAAAUUGAUAUUAACUCUACAUAGUACACGCAGAAAUUUGAUUUAUGUAAAGAAGUAUUUAAGUAAUUUUUUGUUAACAUUACUUUAUACCCACGCAAAUACAUACGUAGAUUAUGUCAAGCAUUACUUCGAUUUUAAACUAUCAAAAGACUCUUCACUUUAUAUGCAUCAAAAUAUUACGUUAAAUUGAAGAUUGAAUCCAUUAUUCGUGUUCAUCAAUUCUUUGUCUCAUCAUAUUUAUUGUUGAUACACUAUUUAUAUGUAUAAUGGCUGCAAAAGUAUAUCAACCGGACCAAGAAUUAGAGACGAAGGUUAAAAAAGCUACAGAGCGUAUUUCUGAAAAUAUGCACAUAGUUGCAAAUGAACCAUCACUUGCUUUCUAUAGACUUCAAGAACAUGUACGGAAAGCAUUGCCUCCUAUGGUAGAGAAACGUGUUGAAGUACUUACUCUCCAGCAACAACUUUUAGGUAGAUGUUAUGAUGUAGAGUAUGCAGUAAGCGCUAUUAAAACGAUGCACGGUGCUGGGAAGAGUUUUGAGAACACUCUGGAAUUCAUCAAGAAUGCAAUAUUUUUUAAACAACAGUUGAAAUAUGAAGAACAGCGUAGACACAAGAAAGACAGCAACAGAGACUCCGUUUAUAAAAGAUUAUCCGCACACAUUCCUACUCUGGAUCAUUUACCAGAUGAGAUAUCUGAUGUUGUAAGGGAAACUGCUAAUAGAGUAGAAUCUAUGAUGAAUCAUGCCAGAUAUUCUACAGAAGUACAAAAAACCAAUUGAAUUUUAAAUGAUGAUUUAUUAUAUUAAAGUAAGAUAUAUUGUUGUAAAAUAUUAAUAAAAUCACUAUAAGUGAUAUCAUGUUAUCAAAACUUUAUGUAUAGUUAGAAGCUGUAUAAAAAAUAUAUAUUUAAUGUACAAUAUUUAAUAAAGCUAUUGUUACGCAUGCCCUUA